Messenger RNA from Aspergillus melleus, 2148 nucleotides. RefSeq names its product glycogen synthase isoform 1 (gene GSY1). Gene Ontology annotation, cellular component: cytoplasm. The record is from RefSeq and is a predicted model, not a curated record. Gene Ontology annotation, molecular function: alpha-1,4-glucan glucosyltransferase (UDP-glucose donor) activity. The transcript has 4 exons. Gene Ontology annotation, biological process: glycogen biosynthetic process. Bases 1 to 2148 code for a protein of 715 amino acids. NCBI's taxonomy places the organism in Eukaryota, Fungi, Ascomycota, Eurotiomycetes, Eurotiales, Aspergillaceae.
AUGGCCAGUGCAGCUGAGGAGAACGGCAGCGAGCCGAUCAAGCGAGAUGUUCGCAACCAUAUGCUCUUCGAGGUGGCCACCGAAGUCGCCAACCGGGUGGGAGGAAUCUACUCCGUCCUCAAGUCCAAAGCCCCGGUGACAACGGCGGAAUAUGGCGAGCGCUACACCUUGAUCGGCCCUCUGAAUCGAGCUUCGGCAGCCGUGGAGGUCGAGGAAUUGACCCCCUCAAAUCCUCGCAUGGUGGAAACCAUCAAGUCCAUGAAGGAACGUGGUAUUGAUCUGAUCUACGGUCGUUGGCUGAUUGAAGGAGCACCGCGCGUGCUUCUCAUCGAUACGGGUACUGGGUACAAGUACCUCGACGAAUGGAAGGGGGAUCUAUGGAACACCGCGGGCAUUCCUUCGCCGUCGGCUGACACGGAGACAAACGAAGCCAUUGUCUUUGGAUACUUGGUGGCAUGGUUCUUGGGUGAGUUUAUCGCGCACGAACGGCGCCGUGCUGUUGUCGCUCAUUUCCAUGAAUGGCUUGCCGGGGUUGCCCUCCCUCUGACUAAGAAGCGACACAUGGACUUGACAACUAUCUUCACCACCCAUGCGACGCUUCUUGGGCGGUACCUUUGCGCGGGCUCUGUUGAUUUUUACAACAACCUUCAUCAUUUUGACGUGGAUGCGGAGGCCGGUAAACGUGGGAUCUACCAUCGAUACUGCAUCGAACGAGCGGCCGCCCACACGGCAGACGUCUUUACCACUGUCUCCCAUAUCACUGCCUUCGAGAGUGAACAUCUGCUCAAGCGUAAGCCAGACGGUGUUCUGCCCAACGGAUUGAACGUCAAGAAAUUCUCGGCAGUUCAUGAGUUUCAGAAUCUCCACUCGCAGUCGAAGGAGAAGAUCAAUGAUUUCGUCCGCGGUCACUUUUAUGGUCACAAUGAUUUUGACUUGGACAACACCCUCUACGUGUUCACCUCGGGAAGAUACGAAUUUCGCAACAAGGGCGUUGACAUGUUCAUUGAAGGCCUGGCGCGUCUCAAUCACCGUCUGAAGGCCAGCGGAUCGAAGACAACCGUCGUCGCAUUCAUUAUCAUGCCUGCGCAAACCACCUCGCUCACCGUCGAGGCGCUGAAGGGACAGGCCGUCGUGAAGUCAUUGCGUGACACGAUUGAGAUGAUCGAACAAGGCAUUGGAAGACGCAUGUACGAGCGCUGUUUGGCAUGGAAGGAGGGUGAAAACAUGCCAGAUGAGAAGGAUUUGAUGGCCAGCCAAGAUCGGGUCCUCUUGCGCCGUCGCCUGUUUGCCAUGAAGCGACAUGGGCUCCCUCCGAUUGUCACCCACAAUAUGAACAAUGACCACGAGGACCCGAUCUUGAACCAGAUUCGUCGAGUCCAGCUUUUCAACCAUUCCUCAGAUCGUGUCAAGGUUGUCUUCCACCCCGAGUUCCUCAACUCUUCCAACCCGGUGCUGCCAUUGGACUAUGAUGACUUCGUCCGCGGGACGCAUCUAGGCGUGUUCCCAUCCUACUAUGAACCCUGGGGAUAUACGCCAGCGGAGUGUACAGUGAUGGGAGUCCCUAGUAUCACCACCAACCUGUCAGGAUUUGGCUGUUACAUGGAGGAAUUGAUCGAAAAUUCGUCUGAUUACGGCAUCUACAUCGUGGACCGCCGGAUGAAGGGCGUUGACGAUUCGGUGAACCAACUGACUGAGUUCAUGUAUAACUUCACUAUGAAGAGUCGACGACAGCGAAUCAACCAAAGAAACCGGACGGAGCGACUCAGCGAUCUGUUGGACUGGAAGCGCAUGGGAUUGGAAUAUGUCAAGGCUCGGCAGUUGGCUCUGCGAAGAGCCUACCCGUCCUCGUUUGGUAGCACCGAAGAUUUCUUUGAUGUCAUUGGGGGUACUGAACAGAAGUUGUCGCGGCCGCUGUCCGUUCCUGGCUCGCCUAAGGAUCGCUCCGGGGUGAUGACCCCUGGAGAUUUCGCAUCGCUUCAGGAGAUCAAGGAAGGAUUGAGUACCGAGGACUAUAUCGCCUGGAAGCUCCCUACCAACGAGGACGAAGAGCCCGACGAGCCUUUCUUCCCACUCACCCUGCGCACCAAGAAAGCCAGCGAUCGACCGUCGUCGCCGCUCGACCGGAUAUCGGUGAACGGCGACACUUGA